This is a messenger RNA of Puntigrus tetrazona (Sumatra barb), 1888 nucleotides long. It is a transcript of the gene rab1aa, whose product is annotated as RAB1A, member RAS oncogene family a. The transcript is spliced from 6 exons. Bases 189 to 797 code for a protein of 202 amino acids. NCBI's taxonomy places the organism in Eukaryota, Metazoa, Chordata, Actinopteri, Cypriniformes, Cyprinidae. Gene Ontology annotation, molecular function: GTPase activity; GTP binding. The record is from RefSeq and is a predicted model, not a curated record.
UUAUUAUUCAAGCUUCACGUGCGGGUCGCCAUUUUUACGUGCGUCCGGAUCCCGGUUCCGCUCGUUUCUCUCCAAAAACCGCUUUUAACGCCGAGUAAUAACGGAUAUCACCGGCAGACGACCCUCGAACCUCAAUCGCCUUCGUCGCAAAGAAGACAAAGACAGAUAACCAGGGCGUCUUCGUCGUCAUGAAUCCCGAAUAUGAUUACCUGUUCAAGCUCCUCCUGAUCGGAGACUCUGGCGUGGGGAAGUCCUGUCUUCUGCUGCGUUUCGCUGACGACACGUACACGGAGAGCUACAUCAGCACGAUCGGAGUGGACUUCAAAAUAAGGACGAUAGAGCUCGACGGAAAGACCAUCAAGCUGCAGAUCUGGGACACGGCCGGUCAGGAGCGCUUCCGCACCAUCACGUCCAGCUACUACAGAGGAGCUCACGGGAUCAUCGUUGUUUACGACGUCACGGAUCAGGAGUCCUUCAACAACGUCAAGCAGUGGCUUCAGGAGAUCGAUCGCUACGCCAGUGAAAACGUCAACAAGCUCCUGGUGGGAAACAAGUGUGAUCUGACCACUAAGAAAGUUGUGGAUUACACGACGGCGAAGGAGUUUGCGGACUCUCUGGGCAUCCCGUUCCUGGAGACGAGCGCGAAGAGCUCCACUAAUGUGGAACAGGCCUUCAUGACCAUGGCAGCAGAGAUCAAGAGGAGGAUGGGCCCCGGGGCCACCGCGGGGGGCCCCGAGAAAUCCAACGUCAAGAUUCAGAGCACGCCGGUCAAGACGUCCUCCGGAGGAUGCUGCUGAGGAGCCAGCGACAGUAACCUUACCAACCAUACGCCACAGCUGAGUUAGCAGGAAGAGUGUGUGUGUGUGUGUGUGUGUGUGUGUGUGUGUGAGAGAGAGAGAGAGAGAGAGAGAGUGUGUGUGUGUGUGUGUGUGCAAUAAAGACUGUGAAUAUUAAAGAUAAGGAGAGUAAGAGAGGAUCAAAUUAAACAUUGCCUGGUAUUGAAUCAUGCAUGCACAUGGAUGCAUGAGCAGACAAACACGUCUGCCGCCGGCUUCUCGGCUCAAAUUCCGUGCGCUUCUUAGACAAGCAUCCAAAAGCACUUCCUGAGGAGCGCCACCAGGUUUGGCUUUGAACUUCCUCUUCGGAACUCUGAAGGAAGCGGUGGACGGUGAUGUCACAACUGACCUCGGAACAGCGGGUUCCGUUACCAUUCCUUAACCCGGCGGGGUUGCUACGGCGACCUCUCCUUCAACCGCUGCCUUCUCUCUCGUUCGGUGGACCGUUCGCCCAUUAAUUCUGUUGUUUUUUGUGGGGUUUUGUCUGUUUUUUUCAGCAUUUCAGUGACCAACGGCACACUUCCAAUGAGCUAGUCCUGUUUCUGACCCGUGCCACCUUUCUGACAGCAUUAUCAUCCCGUGGCCUUUUUUUGUAAAUCGAGAAACAGGUUCACACAGCUCUAUGAGUUUCUAUCAGAAUGUGGGUUAUUGUGUAUAUUUAGUUGCCGGUAGCCAUUCACUUCCAUAGCAAGGAAACAAAUAGAGUGAAAGUCAAUGGCUGCUGGCAAAUGUUUAAAAAAUAUGAACCCGAAAGAAGCUCAAACAGGCUUCAUACAGCAUACGGGGAGUAAAUGAUGAACUGCUCCGUUAAAAGUCAAUAUUAUCCAUUAGUUAUUAUUGCUCUUAAUUAGUUUUGAUGCUUAUACAUCAUGUAUAUUAUAUGGAAGCUUGCUUUUGUAUCCAUGGGAUAAAAAAGCUCAAAAUUGCUAAUUGCAGCUUUUUACUUCACAAUUCAGAUGUUUUUGGGGGGUUUUUUGCUCUGCCUUUUUAUUGCAAUUAUGAGAAAAUGUAAAAAAUUUCAUAAUUUCAAUAUAUAAACUCACAGUUGUGUA